GAAGAACGUCAGAGUAUGACUUCCACGAUACUGCAUCCCAUGGCUUGGACCAACGAGAGACUGUGCCUGAGCGAGAACACGGGAUUAAAGAAGGCACUCCUCAAGAUGAUCGUCGUGGAGAACGGCAACUCGGCCAAGAGUAAUAACAUCAACGGUGACUUCCUUACAAAUCGCAAUUUGCCGACACAUGACAACAUGUCACUGCUCAAAUUCUUCGCAAUUAACGCCCUGGAAUUGAGCGCUCCUGCUUCGCCUGUCCUCUUGCAGCAGAGCAACACUGCCAAUGUUGUGCCGCCAGGAUGGCUCCAGUUGUCCGGUCAUCCCGAGAGCAUCGCCCCAACGGCGAACGGUGUCGUGCGCAAGCGCGUGACCGGACCCACAGACGGCGAAAUCGUGGCUUACAAAGCCCUGUCCACUGAUCCCUGCGCCUCCAAGAUCGUGCCCAAGUACAUCGGCUACCGGGAAAUCGGCGGCGAGUCGCACAUCGAGCUGCAGGACUUGUUGCACGGCUUCAAGGAGCCCAACGUGAUGGACAUCAAGAUGGGCUGCCGAACAUUCCUGGAGUCCGAGGUGACCAACACCACGCUGCGGCCGGAUCUGUACAAGAAGAUGAUCCUCGUGGAUCCCGAGGCGCCCACCGAGGAGGAACACAAGGCGCAAGCCGUGACGAAGCUGCGCUACAUGCUGUUUCGCGAGCAGAUGUCCAGCAGCCAGACGAAGGGCUUCCGCAUCGAGGCGAUGAAGAUCAAGGGCUCCACACCCAUCACGGAUCUGAAGACGGUCAAGAGUGACACGGACGUGCGUCAGCUGGUGGGAAAUUUCCUGCAGAAGCGACGCGGCGUGACGAAGGAGCUGAUCAAGAGACUGAAGCAGAUGCGAUCGCUGAUCGAGAAGAGCGAAUACUUCAAGAGUCACGAGGUGGUCGGCAGCAGUGUCUUCAUCGUGUACGAUGAUCACCAUGUGGGCGCCUGGAUGAUUGACUUCGCGAAGAACAAGGUGCUGCCCGAGGGCGUCAGCGUGGACCACCGGAAGCCCUGGAUCCCCGGAAAUUGCGAGGAGGGCCUAUUGCACGGCAUGGAUGAGCUCAUCAGGGUGUGCGAAGGGAUCUACGAGGAUUCCAAGUAGACU
Molecule: messenger RNA, 1128 nt
Organism: Phlebotomus argentipes
Lineage: Eukaryota; Metazoa; Arthropoda; Insecta; Diptera; Psychodidae
Gene: IP3K1
Product: inositol-trisphosphate 3-kinase homolog
Exons: 3
Coding region: 16-1125 (369 amino acids)
Biological process (GO): inositol phosphate biosynthetic process
Cellular component (GO): cytoplasm; nucleus
Molecular function (GO): inositol-1,4,5-trisphosphate 3-kinase activity; inositol tetrakisphosphate kinase activity
Source: RefSeq, a predicted model, not a curated record